CUCCUGCCGUUCACUUACGCUACAGACCUGUCAACACAACGCUGCGAGUCGCUUGACCUCCCGAAUCAUCGCUUCGUCGUUUACUAGCUUUUAUUGGAGCAUUUCGGAACGGGGUGUCCGUGAAGGAAUCCGUGAGUGAGGCGAGGAGCGGCGGAGGGAGAGGGAAGGCAGGGGACGGCAGAGACAGCCGGCUCUGCUGGACAUUCAGGCGGCCGCAAAACCCCUGCUUUUGCUGCAGACACAUUUCCUGACAGUCCAAACUCAACGAAAGCCCGACCUCUGUCCACAGCUGGAUGUUUGCCUUUCCUUCAGAGCGCACCGCGGAAUGGACGGAGGAGGACUGACACUUGGGGAGCCGUGACGAAACCUCGUUCUGUUGGAAAAGUAGCAUCUGGAAAAAAAAGACCACCGUGCGUUUUUAAAGCAAGGAGCCAAGGAGAGUGACAGCACCAGCAAAAUGUCUGUCCCUAACGUGCUGGCCAAGGCGUUGUAUGACAAUGUGGCAGAGUCUCCAGAUGAACUGUCCUUCCGUAAGGGUGACAUCAUGACAGUGUUGGAGCGUGACACACAGGGUUUGGAUGGCUGGUGGCUCUGCUCCCUUCACGGUCGCCAAGGCAUCGUCCCUGGCAACCGUCUCAAGAUCUUGGUCGGCAUGUACGACAGCAAGCAGCAGCAACAGGCCACGCCUUCUACACCAGAGCCAGCUGCUUCCUGUCCCUCCUCCCAAGCCCAGCGACCUCUCCCCCCUCUAAGCGCCUACGCCAAACCAGCUCCUGCUCCAUCGUCUGCUGCCAUUGCUGCUUCCUCCUCUGGCUUUCCCAAUAAGCCUCUCCCCUCAGCCCAGUACACAUCUAUGCAUCCAGCCUUCUCCACCCCAAGCCCCGCACAGACCAACCCAGACUCUGUCUACAUGAUGCCCCCCUCCCAUGGCCCCAAGCCAAGUCCACAAAGUCUGUACCAGGUCCCCUCUGGCCCGAGCGGACUUCCUCCGGGACCCCCCAGCAAGGCCCCAGCUUUAACCCAGAGACAGUAUCAGCUUCCUGGGCAGGACAUCUACCAGGUACCCCCCUCUGUAGGUCCGGUACCAGGCCAGGGAGCAGCCCCAGCCGGGGGAACAGCAGCUGGACAGGAUGUGUACCAGGUGCCCCCCUCCCUGGAAAAGAGGAACUGGGAGAGCAGCAACAAGCCACUGGGCAAGGUGGUGGUUCCUACUCGAGUGGGACAGGUAUACGUGUAUGACACAGUGAAGCCAGACCAGGACGAGUACGACGUCCCUCCCAGACAUCAGCCUCCGACCCAGCACGACAUUUAUGACGUGCCACCCACCCGCCAGCAGUACAACACACAGGUGUAUGACACUCCUCCCAUGGUGGUGAAGGGACCCUCUAGUGGUCAAGAUAUAUAUGACACCCCAGCAAGCACAGACAAGAACACACAACAGACGGUCUAUGACUUCCCCCCGUCUGUCAGUAAAGACGUCCCUGAUUCCCAGCCAAUUAGAGAGGAGACCUAUGAUGUACCCCCCCACUUUGCCAAGCUCAAGCCAGUCCCCGUCCCUCCUGGCCAGUACCUGCACAACAAUCUCAAUGAUGACGACGAGCCGCCGAUUCCAGAGGAUGUGUAUGACGUCCCACCCCCCAUCCUGACUGACAAGCAUUACCAUGGAGACAGGAGUGGAGUCAGCCAGGCACCCCAGGAGAUCUACGACAUCCCGGCCAGCCUGCGGACUGGAGGGCACCCCACCCAGGAUGUCUACGACUUCCCCCGUGAGCGAGAAGAGAAAGGCGGAGAGAGGGGAGACCACUAUGUCUAUGAUGUCCCACCACAGGUUGUGCGUGAUGCUCAGUCCACCAGUGAGGAGCUCACCUUGUCCUUCAAACGGCUGUCUGCCUCAAGCACAGGAAGCACACGUAGCAACCACUCUGCUUCAUCUUUAGACAUGGUCCCUGUCCGUGACACCUCCUCUUCCUCACUUCCUGCCCCUGGCCCCAUUCCAGGGAAACCCCUUAUCUUGGACCUGGAGCAGGCCAUGGAGCGUCUGUCCCGCCUCCAGCAAGCUGUUGAGUCCAGCGUUUCCCACAUGAUGUCGUUCAUCACAGGUAACUGGAGAAGCCCUGCUCACCUGGAAGGAAACCUGCCGGCCAUUCAUCAAGCUGCGGACCGGGUGCGUUCGGCUGUCCGAGACUUCCUUGAAUUUGCCCGGGGCGCUGUGGCAAACUCCGCCCAGGCCACGGACCGCUCCCUGCAGACCAAGUUGGGUCGUCAGGUGGGGAAGAUGGAGGAGGUCUUCCAGAGUUUGAUUCGACACAGUCAGAGCUUAGACGCCAUUUCCUGGUCACACACUGCGCUCUCGACACCGCCACCAGGAGGGGAUGACUUAGAUCGACUAAUCAUGACGGCGCGAGGCAUCCCUGACGAUGCCAAGCAGCUUGCCUCCUUUCUCCACGGUAACGCCUCGCUGCUCUUCAAACGGACCAACCGGCAGCAGCAGCAGCUGCCACUUCCUCCAAUCCCAGGGGAGAUCAGUGGUCACAUGACAGGAUCAGGAAGUGGGAGCUAUCAGGGAGGGGAGAGGGUGAACAUUCAAUCACGGCCCCUCCCCUCUCCGCCAAAGUUUACAGCUGCAGAGGAAGAGGAAGGUGUGGACAGGCCAUAUGAGACCACAGAGGAAGGCUGGAUGGAGGACUAUGACUACGUACACUUACAGGGAAAGGAAGAGUUUGAGAAGAACCAAAGACAGCUACUGGAGAAAGGCAACAUCAUCAGACACAAGACACAACUGGAACAGCAACAGAUUAAACAGUUUGAGCGGCUAGAGCAGGAAGUCAGCCGGCCAAUCAACAACGACAUUACGGGCUGGGUCCCGUCCCCUCACCACCCUCUUGGCCAGAAUGGCUCUGGAGGCCACUCCUCCAAGCUGUGCCACGGCGACAGGCAUCUCCUCCUCUUCUACCAGGAGCAAUGUGAGCAGAAUGUCACCACGGUGACCAAUGCCAUCGACGCCUUUUUCACCGCCGUCAACUCCAACCAGCCGCCCAAGAUCUUUGUGGCACACAGCAAGUUCGUCAUCCUCAGCGCGCACAAGCUGGUGUUCAUUGGUGACACUCUGUCACGCCAGGCCAAGUCUCCUGAUGUGAGGGCCCGGGUGGCCCAGAGCAGCAACACCCUCUGUGAAAAACUCAAAGACAUUGUGAUCAGCACAAAGACGGCAGCACUCCAGUAUCCUUCCCCUGGAGCAGCCAGAGAGAUGAAUGAGAGGGUGAGGGAGUUGGCAGGCUGUACACAGCAGUUCAAGAUGGUGCUGGGGCAGCUGCUGGUGAUGUAGGUGGGGGCGAGGGGGGGUGAGGAAAAGAAACCAAACAGUGACACAAACUGAGAUGUCCCAGAAAUGCAGGGCAGUGAAUCCUCACUGUCACAAGGGGUGGAAAACCCUGCACGCCCCUGCAGUACAGGGUAGGAGGACCUGGAGCCUCAUGGAGCACAGAGUGCUGUGGGAAACCCUGUACACCCUUCCAUUGUGAGGUUGGAGACCCCACAUCCAGCCUCUGCUCCCUCCCUACCUCACCUUCCACUGGGACCAUUCUUCCCUCAUCCCUCCUUCCUCUGCGUGCUUUUUAUUCUAGACACACUAAAAGGAACAUUUUAUCUUCAGUGGGCUGGGCCAAUGGUUGUAAAAUAAUCAUUGUAAAUAUUUAAGUUACCUAUUUAGUCAGAAAAGCAGACAGAAAAAAAGAACUUCCAGUAUAUAAAUAUAAAUAUAUGGUUCUUUUUUUGAAGAAAGAAAAGAUGAAAACAUAAGUGUAGUUUUUAGACAAUAUCAAUAAUUGUUAUUAUUAUUGCUAUACCGUAUAAUUCUGGCUCUGAUUCUUGAUCCUUGUAUCAUUAUUGUUAUGGAUGUGUAAAUUCCAGAUGAUAUGUAUGACUGUAUGUUGUAGUACAUCUAUGCUCUUCUUCAUCCCUGACAAAGGCACACUUUCCAAAAAGCACUGGAGCACACACCCACAUUUAAACUUCACCAGAUGACAUGUUGCCUGUGUGUUGGAGCAGUAUGUUACACAGCAGAGUGGCUCAGUAAUCCACACUGAUGUCAGUCCACUGGUGCAGGCAACACUGCUGCCAUGAGAUGUCCACAGAACUGUACAGUUCCAGUCCUGCAGUUAUUAAAGAUGAUUUCAGUGCCAUCUCAGUUGCUUUUUUGGAAAACUAUAUGUAGGUUGUUUUGUAAGAGGCAUGUAUUAGAGAAAAGGAGUGUAAAAGAUUCAAAAUUAGAAAUGACAUUAAACCUGCUUUUCUUCCUUUCUCUGACA
This is a messenger RNA of Epinephelus fuscoguttatus (brown-marbled grouper), 4307 nucleotides long. It is a transcript of the gene bcar1, whose product is annotated as BCAR1 scaffold protein, Cas family member. Lineage: Eukaryota; Metazoa; Chordata; Actinopteri; Perciformes; Serranidae. Gene Ontology annotation, cellular component: focal adhesion; plasma membrane; cytoplasm. Gene Ontology annotation, biological process: cell migration; cell surface receptor protein tyrosine kinase signaling pathway. The record is from RefSeq and is a predicted model, not a curated record. Bases 458 to 3325 code for a protein of 955 amino acids. Gene Ontology annotation, molecular function: protein binding. The transcript has 8 exons.